UGCCAGCUGCUCGUGUAACACGCAUGCGUAUAUUUUUCAGUUUUAAAACCCUUGACGCACGUGUGUGACUCACAUAAAUUUUACGUAUAUACGUGUUGUUUUGCGUAAAACACAUAAUGAGUUACAAGGACAAUUUUAAUGUUUUCGUGGGUGGGAAAUUAGGUGUCUUCAAAGGAAUAAAAAUUGAAAAGAAGGCAAACAUAAUUAAAAAUAUACAAGAUUUAGCUUCCAUCACAGGGAAUGAUCAGGUGACUACUAUCUCUUGGGGUGAUGAUGACGAGAAAGAUGUUUUAAUUGCAUGUGGCGAGAAGGAAGACAGAAGAGUGAAGAUCUAUGAUUCUGAGAAUUCUGCAUUCAUACACUCAUUUCUUUGUAACACAGGCAAAGGCAGUAUUAAUGGAAUAUCACGAUAUAAUGGGUCGAUCCUGACUGCAGUAAACUCUGGAGAAGUGAGUCUAUGGCGACAGACUGACAAAGAAGGGGAAUUGCUGAUAAAUGCUGGAGAAAAUUUGAAUAGAAUGUGUCAUUCACAUGUACAGAGAAAUGUAAUAGCCACUGGAGGACGAGAACACAUACUCAAGUUGUACGAUUUGGAGAAGCAAGUAAUGAUAUUCAAUGAAAAGAAUGUUCGACACGAUUGGUUAGAACUGAAAGUACCUGUCUGGAUAUCUGACAUGAAUUUUCUAUCAGGAGCCCAACAAAUUGCCACAGUAGGCAGAUAUGGACAUAUACGUCUGUAUGAUCCACGUGCGCAAAGGCGUCCUGUAGUAAAUAUAACUUAUCAGGAUGAAUCUUUCACCUGUAUGUGUGUUACCUCGAAGGAAAAACACAUUAUAGCAGGUUCUGGUAAAGGCAAACUGAAUCUCGUCGAUCUCAGGAAGCCAGGCAAAAUAUUAAACACAUACAAAGGAUUUGCUGGUGGAGUAACUGGUGUGGCUUGUAGCAUGAGCAAUCCGUACAUCGCAAGCGUCAGUCUGGAUAGAUAUUUACGGAUACAUCAUAUCGACACGAAACAACUUCUGAAAAAUAUUUAUUUAACGUCGAAGCUCACAUGCCUGGCAAUGAGGUCGGAUUUCUCCAUAGAAACGGAUAGUGAAAAGAAUCCAGAAGUCACAACGAAAUCCCGUUCUGAUAAUGGCGGUAGCGCCGGUGACCAAUCCUCGGAUGAUGCGGCCAGCGAAGCGGAAUACGAUGAAUUAUUUAAUAAAAUGCAAGUUGUGGAUAGUAAGAGCGAAAAAGUUGGUAAAAAGCGGAAACUCGUCAAGUCAGUCAAAGAAGUCUCGUCGAAUGAUUGUGAUAUUGUGUCUCAAAAGCAAAAGAGGAAAAAAAGGAAUCAAGUAUGGCUUUGUAAAGAGUUGUAACGAUCAAGAUUAGUAGCGAAGACAAAAUACCUCAUUUAUAAUUUACAGAUUCGCUGAUGUUUUAUUCCGUGUCAAUAAAAAUAUUUUAUAUAUAAUUUUUCAGAAAUAUCACGAAUUAACCAUGAUUCUUUAUAGUCUUUUUCACAUUUCUCUUGUUACGUUCAGGUAAAUUGUUCAUUUUUAUCAGAUCAUGCAAAUACAUGUAUUUCUCUCAUAUAUACUUUAAUUAUUAGCUUGUAUAUUGUAUAAUCGUAUAAAUAUAAUAAUUUAAUAUCUCACGUCUCUGGGAAAAAUAUUUGAGACGAAAGAAACGAUUCAAGCAGCUAUAAAGUAUAAAAGAAAACUUUCCACUACCGGAUAAAAUUCCUCCAGCAUAUGUAAAUUGCCAAACAAUAACGAGGGAUCGUGCAAAAGAAGAAAAAGUACAAGCGAGUUUCGUGAAUUUCAUGGAGACCAUGGAUCUCCGUUGCUUUUUGUAUAUAUUUGUUUAUUUACUUGUAUAUAUUUUUCCUACGUAAGCUAGCUAAACCGCCUUGACGUGGAGAUCCGUCGACGUAAAAUGAUGCAUGUAUUGAGAGGACUAU
This is a messenger RNA of Harpegnathos saltator (Jerdon's jumping ant), 1945 nucleotides long. Its product is annotated as WD repeat domain 74 lethal (2) k09848. Gene Ontology annotation, cellular component: nucleolus; preribosome, large subunit precursor. Gene Ontology annotation, biological process: ribosomal large subunit biogenesis. Gene Ontology annotation, molecular function: protein binding. The record is from RefSeq and is a predicted model, not a curated record. Bases 117 to 1361 code for a protein of 414 amino acids. NCBI's taxonomy places the organism in Eukaryota, Metazoa, Arthropoda, Insecta, Hymenoptera, Formicidae. The transcript is spliced from 8 exons.